AUGGCUCCGUAUUCCAACCGUGGAAGCGACAGCCACCGAGGGAGCGGGGGGUACGGGCGCGGUGGUCGAGGGAGAGGGCGAGGGGCAUACUACGCGAACAAGUACGGUCGCGGUCGCGGUCGUGGGGGCGGCGGACAGAGUGACAAUGGUCCCGGACAGGGUGGCGGCUCUCGGCGAGAUCCUCAACAAUUUCAGUCGCAAGGUGGGCGUGAGGAGCUUGCACAAUUGCUCCACCAAAUGAGUGGAGGUUCGUAUCCGAGGUACAAAGACUUAAUUGGAAAAUGGGGCUUGAUGGAUGCCACAACCCUAUUUUUUGAUCGCAUUCAAUCCGAUCCAUACGCCCCUCCAAGCCGUGCACGUUUGCGUGUUGAACUAUCUUCCUCAGGAUUUGACACUGAUUUAUACUCUUCGCGAAUCCGUCAGACUGCAUUCUGCGACUUCCUAACUCGAAAGUUUUGGCGCGUCACUCAUGACGCACACAUGGACCGCACAACCGGCGGUGGAGGUUGGAGCGGCCCGAAAGGCGGGAAUUUAAACAUCGACAAGCCUAGCCAGCAUGUACUUGAGCGUACAUCAUGUCUGAUUGUCGAUGAUUGCUUUAUCGAAAUGCGCUUUACAGUCAACCUUCCGGCAAGGGGAAGAACUAUUCAGGGUCAGGAAGCAGCUUCAAUAUUGACCGAACGGCUACCAAAUGUUGUUGCAGAAGUGUUGUUUGCACAAAGCGAAGAUUCACAGAAACUUCUUCAACAUGUGACUUCUAUCGAAGAUCAGGAAUUCACCCGAAACGUUUCGUUGGGAGAACACGGUUUAGUAGCGUUUGUGUGCAAUGGAGCUGUUCUCCCGAGAAGUUCUGGAGCGGAUGACGAACCUAUGGACGAGUCUGCAGCAGUUCCAUUUGAAUCACCUGAGAGCUUGUUCUGUGAAAUUGAGCUCCCUAGUGGAAAAAAAGUGCAAGGUAUGGGCAUCAAGCCAGGAAUAUCUCUCAUUGUAGGGGGUGGUUUCCAUGGCAAAUCGACGCUACUGGCAGCUCUUGAAGUGGGAAUUUACAACCAUAUUCCAGGAGAUGGCCGAGAGUUUGUUUGUUUGAAUAAAACCGGAGUUUCUAUUCGGGCAGAAGAUGGGCGGAGUAUAACUGGAGUCAAUAUUUCCCCAUUUAUAAAUAAUCUUCCGUUUGGGAAAAAGACAACUUCCUUUUGUACACCGGAUGCAUCGGGUUCUACUUCUCAAGCAGCAAAUAUCAUAGAAGCGCUUGAAGCAGGUGCAAAGGUCCUGCUGACGGAUGAGGAUUUGGCUGCGACAAAUUUUAUGAUGCGAGACCAGAGAAUGCAGCAGUUGGUCCCAUCGUCCAAGGAACCCAUUACUCCCAUGAUUCAAAGGAUUCGAUCCCUUUACGAGGAAGAAGGGGUGAGUUCUAUUUUGGUCAUCGGAGGUGCAGGUGACUACUUUGAAGUGAGUGAUCUAGUCGUGAUGAUGGAUUGCUACAAACCCAGAGAUGUAACAAACGAGGCGAAGUCCAUUGCAUCAAGCUUUCCAUCCGGUCUCAAGCUUUCCGAUUCCCCAUCAGACAUCUUUAAAACGAACAAGAAGCGUCUCAUUGCUUCUGAUUCGGUACAGAGAAUAGCCAAGAGCGGCCGUGGAAAAAUAUCAGUGAGGGUCAAGGGCACAAUUGAAUUUGGCAGUACAGAAAUCGAUUUGUCUGCAAUGUCCCAGAUCGUGGAAACCAGUCAAACCAGAGCCAUUGCAGUUGCUCUAGAGAGUAUUGCAGGUAUGUCCGUUCUCGAUCGAGACGGAAUCGGGGCGUGUGUGAGAAAGCUUAUGAGCGAAGUCGACGCAACAAAUCUUGAUGCGAUGAACUCGAGAGGAGAGAGACAGGGGAACUACGCACGGCCUCGAGCAAUUGAAAUACACGGCGCAUUGAGCAGACUUCGUGGUGUUGAUCUUAGUCGGUAAGGCUAAAACAAUGAAUACAUCACUAACUUAGUGUUAUUGCGUCGAAAAUUUUCGGUCUCAGUUGAGGCAAAACGUCGGUCGCUUCUCUAAACACUGUAGAUGGCAGACUACUUA
Molecule: messenger RNA, 2064 nt
Organism: Chondrus crispus (carragheen)
Lineage: Eukaryota; Rhodophyta; Florideophyceae; Gigartinales; Gigartinaceae
Exons: 2
Coding region: 1-1950 (649 amino acids)
Source: RefSeq, a predicted model, not a curated record